GACUGACGAAUUGUCCAAUGAAAUUUUAGAAUAUGAACCAAUGCUUUUAUUGCGGUUUUACCGGUUGCUGCCUGAUCGAAAACUUGUGUAUUGGCACUAAAAGAUUUGAUUUUGACAGCAGAAGACAGGUGUUAGGAACAGAGUGAAAAACUACAAAAGCCAAAAUGACUGACCGAAAGGCUGUGAUCAAGAAUGCUGACAUGUCGGAGGAGAUGCAGCAGGAUGCUGUAGAUUGUGCUACACAAGCACUUGAGAAAUACAACAUUGAAAAGGACAUUGCUGCUUACAUCAAGAAGGAAUUCGACAAAAAAUACAACCCAACCUGGCAUUGCAUUGUUGGUAGAAACUUCGGUAGCUACGUAACCCACGAGACCAAACAUUUCAUCUACUUCUACCUAGGACAAGUUGCUAUUCUUCUCUUCAAAUCUGGUUGAAGUGACUGGAAGGUGGAAACUUGCAUUUAUAACUUACAGCGUUACUAUGACAACAGCAUUAAUUAUAAAUUAAUUAGAACAAUCUAGUCUUUAUAAGGGUUUUAUAUAUUAACAGUGACACAAUAUUGAUACAACAAUCAUUAUUACAACAGCAUUAUUAAUUUGUUGGGACAAUCUAGUCUUUUGUUUGGGUUUUUAACUUUUAUAUAAUAACACUGGCACAUUACAUUUUUUGGUUGUUCAAAGUAAAUGCCAGACCAGUGGAAACUUGCAUUUCAUAAAGCGACAGUUAUGAAGAUGACAGUCAUUAUUACGACAAUUUUGAGUGCUGUUAAGACAAUUUAGUCUGUUUUAGUGUUUUUAUAUGCUAGGAUGUUGGCUUCAGUAACAGUUUGAUGUUAAAAUUAACAGUUUUAUCUUGCCAUCUGGACAAACAAGAACAAAUGACCAACUAUGUUUCACAGGUCUUUCUUAGCAAAGCCACUGCCUAUUUUUGUAUAAGUUGUGUGAUUAUUUAUUCAAUGAUUAUAUUUUGUUAAAGAAAUAAAUGCAAACAAUUACAGUCUAGUGCACAGAAUUAAUUGUCACUUUCCAGCAGACUGGUGAUACAGCAAUCCCACUACAUGAGUUGUAUUACUCUAGACAAUGCAGAUGAUAGGGCUAGCCAAGUACCUAGUUCAUGCAGUUCAGUUAAAGGUUGUUGAUGUUAUCAUGUUACAAACUUGCCAUUAUUUUCUUUUGUCUGUUUUUUUUUUGCAACAGAUAAAAUCUUAAAAUUGUA
Messenger RNA from Mercenaria mercenaria, 1215 nucleotides. Its product is annotated as dynein light chain 1, cytoplasmic. The transcript is spliced from 2 exons. NCBI's taxonomy places the organism in Eukaryota, Metazoa, Mollusca, Bivalvia, Venerida, Veneridae. Gene Ontology annotation, molecular function: dynein intermediate chain binding; dynein light intermediate chain binding. Gene Ontology annotation, biological process: microtubule-based process. The record is from RefSeq and is a predicted model, not a curated record. Gene Ontology annotation, cellular component: dynein complex. Bases 165 to 434 code for a protein of 89 amino acids.